GAAAAUUUUCUUCGCAUCCAGCUGGUGUUGUUUUCCCGACGAACGAUUCCCUUCGCGGUCGACCGUCUUGCGGCUGGAAAUUCUCCCGUAAUUUGUUUUGAUUCCCGCGUUUCGUCAGCUAGUUUUUUUUUGUGGGGUGAAGGAAAAAACGAAGAAAAUACGCGCGCACCCGCCGCCAGUGUUGCAGUCAAGCGGUGGUGGUGAGCUAACGGACAAACGACGACGGACGAGUGUCAAAGCAAAGAGCGCCAAAGUGUUCAGUCCGCCCAAAUUUUCCCGCACAAAAAUUCUGCGCUUUCGACACGGGUCAGUGCCAACAGAAACUGUUCAGCAGAUAACGAGUGCUCUUCUAGGUAUCAGGAUUAUGUGCUCUGGAAUUUGAUUCAGUAGUGGAAAUGAAUUCGGUUCUGAAUUUCUUCGAGCGACAGCACGGACAUGGAUUUACGGCGUCGUACGAUCCGGUGAUGACCCGGUUGGCCGUCCUCGAGCAGGACAGUUGGAAGGGGAUCACGCCGUCGCUGUUGACGUCGGAUUUUAAUCCGGCACCGCCGAUUUUGGCGGCGAAAUUUGCCAAGUGUGAAGGGCAGGAGCAUAUUUUGGCCAUAGCAAACGAGGAUGGGAAGAUUGCCCUGCAGGACACAAAUUUGAAGAAUGAGGAGCCGGGAGGGGAGCGGGCGCUGGAGGGGAAGCAGUGUCACAUGAAUGCGGUGUUUGAUAUCGAGUGGAUGCCGGGGAAUAUGAGCUUGGUGUCGGCUUCCGGGGAUCACACGGCGCGGUUGUUUACGGUGACGGAAUCGAGCUUGGAAUGUAUGAGGAUUUUCAACGGGCAUUCGAGGUCGGUGAAGACGGCGGCGUUCAGGCGGAAUGAUUCGGCGGUGUUUGCAACCGGAGGGAGGGACGGAGUGAUAGUGCUGUGGGAUUCGAGGGCUUACUUCGGGUCGAAUAUGGCACCGAGGGCGGAUAACUGUAUCGUGAGUGGACACGCUGGAGGACCUGGGACUCCUUCCGGAUAUAGGAAGCGGACGAGAGCAACGCCCAAGAUUCCGCCGAAUGUUUGCAGCAGUAGUAUAACAGGGUUGGCGUUUCAGGAUGAUAAUACGCUGAUCUCCUGCGGGGCCGGAGAUGGGAUCGUGAAGGUCUGGGAUGUCCGGAGGCACUACUCCACUCACAACCGAGAUCCGUUGCCAAAGCAUAGCUUCCCGUACGCCGGAACAACGACACUAAAGGGUUUCACGAAUCUGCUGAUUGACCACACACGGAAGCGAUUGUAUGUCAAUUGUAUGGACAACCACAUCUACUGUUACAAUAUCUCAACUUACGCGGCUGAGCCGAUCCAGAAGUACAGCGGUUUGAAGAACGACACGUUCUACAUCAAGUCUUAUCUUAGUCCGGAUGGCCAGUACCUGAUCAGUGGUUCCAGCGACGAGAAGAGCUACAUUUGGAAUGUGGACAAUCCCAAACCGUUGGUGCGGUUGUGUGGCCACACAGUGGAGGUGACCAGCGUGGCCUGGAUGCAAACUCACCAGGAAAUCCGGAUUGUGACCUGCAGCGACGAUGCCCGGCACAAGAUCUGGAGAGUUGGUCCGGAGGAGAUCGAUGAGGAUGCCAAGGUGCAAUACAGAGGACAUGCCGAGUACUGCGAUAGCUACCGACAGGAAUCGGUGAAAGUUCGCCUAAAAUCAUUGGAGUUCACACCCCGAUCUAUCCGGAGGCUGGUCGAACAGAACGAAAAGACCCCUAACACCGUCGAGAAGAAGCCUACUGCCAAAAGAACGUUCAUCGAAAUGAAUGGACACGAUCUGGAAGAUCCCUCAACUUCAUACAUAGAAAUCAAACGACCCAACAUCGAAACCCGUGGGCGACGUCUCUUCAGCCCGGCCAACCAAAACUCCCGAUCGUCUGGAAUCGCUGCCCUCGAGAUCGCUUCAUCUUCCGCUUCUUCCCGUAGUCUGUCCACGGUGCUCGAAGAAAGCGAAGACCAAUCUCCCUCCCACACCAAAUCCCCUCUCACCAUGGCAGAUCUCAAUCACAAAUCGCCAAAUCCGGACGAACCGGGCACCAGCCAUCCUCCGAACGGCCUCUCCUCGCCCACCAUUAACCUCCCGAACUUCGUCCUCGACGGAGACGCCCCUCAUCUCGUCAACGUCUCCAAGCGCAAACUCAAAGAAAACGUCGACUGGCUCACGAAAAUCCGCAAGCAAAAGCUUCUCCAAGCGUCAAAAACAUACGAUUCCUCCUCAACCACCACCUCCGAAGAAGUGUCCCUCCUGCUCUCCCCGCGCCUGCAAAUGCUGAAAACCUCCGAGGACCAAGCCGGUCCCCACAGUCCGAGCACUCCCCGGCGGAGAUCUCGGUCCCGGUGCGGAUCGAUCGAUGGCCACCAUCAACCGCGGACGCCCACCAGCAGCCGCCCAAGCACACCGGAGACCUCUAUUCUUAGGUUUUUUACAGUUAAGACCCCCACGAGCACCGGCACCGGAGCCGGAUCCGGUGGCGGCAGUGGGACCAACGCGUGAAUUUGACCAUUUAUUAUCACCCCAAAAAGUUAACAAAAGUUCUACCCCCAUUUUGACGAAUGAAAAAUGUUCCUUUUCGAUUGCUUUUUUUUUGUGUCUGAAGGUUUUCUAUUUUAUUUUUUUAAAUACGUAAAAAAUGCGUUAAUGAUAUUCGCUAACUUAACUGCCUUACUUACACCUACCUACAAUGGAAUAUGUGUUCUUAUGCCUACUUUACCCACACCUAAUCGAAAUAAGAUAACGAACGACUGAAGAAUCUUGUGAAGGCUGUUCUAUUAGAAGCGCCGCUAGUACUAGGUAGGUACGUGAAUUUGUGAAACAGAUUUCCUGCACCGAUUUGUAUGCCAUGUUUUAGUGUAUACUUACAAACACACACACUUCCUAUUAGGGUUAACAAAAAAACAAAGAUGAUAUGAUGCUUGUACAUAUAACUCUUGUAUUAGAAUGUAUUUUUUACCAAAAAAAAAAAAAGUACGGGAAAAGAAAUAUAGUUGAUGCUUGAAUUUAUAAA
Aedes albopictus (Asian tiger mosquito) is the source of this 3027-nucleotide messenger RNA. It is a transcript of the gene l(2)dtl, whose product is annotated as protein lethal(2)denticleless. The coding region runs from base 396 to 2516 and encodes 706 amino acids. Gene Ontology annotation, molecular function: protein-macromolecule adaptor activity; protein binding. Lineage: Eukaryota; Metazoa; Arthropoda; Insecta; Diptera; Culicidae. The record is from RefSeq and is a predicted model, not a curated record. Gene Ontology annotation, biological process: proteasome-mediated ubiquitin-dependent protein catabolic process; mitotic G2 DNA damage checkpoint signaling. Gene Ontology annotation, cellular component: nucleus. The transcript is spliced from 2 exons.